Messenger RNA from Cataglyphis hispanica, 10520 nucleotides. RefSeq names its product metal-response element-binding transcription factor 2 (gene Pcl). Gene Ontology annotation, cellular component: nucleus. Gene Ontology annotation, biological process: chromatin organization; regulation of DNA-templated transcription. The transcript is spliced from 11 exons. Gene Ontology annotation, molecular function: chromatin binding; DNA binding. The coding region runs from base 541 to 3012 and encodes 823 amino acids. The record is from RefSeq and is a predicted model, not a curated record. Lineage: Eukaryota; Metazoa; Arthropoda; Insecta; Hymenoptera; Formicidae.
ACGAAGCUCGUUCGAAUUUCUACGGGACGCAAUGAACGUGCGCCGAACUCGCCGAGCGGUGAUGCCGUGUGUAACAAUCGAGGGAGUCUAGUGAUCGUGCGGUGCCCGGUCUACAGAAGGUGUCCGGGGCGUCGCGUCAUCGUCGUGAUCGGCGCCGUCGGCAGCGUGCGUGUCGCCGACGUGUCGCCGCCGUCGUACAGUGGCCACCGCGCGGAGUCUAGGUUUUUGCCGCCGCCGCCGCCGCCGUCGUCGUCGUCGUCGUCGUCGUCGUCGCCGUCGCCGCGAGUGCGCCGAGCGAGCGAGCGAGCGAGCGAGCGAGCGAGCAAGCGUGAGUGAGCGAACCGACCGUGGCGGGACCCCCCACCUCCCCCCCCACGAUUGUUGUAAAUGGCUGAUCGCGAUCGGAGAAUGAGGCCCGCACGUAGCAGCGCGUGAUUCCACGGCCGAGACGCUUAAGUCUGAGAACAGAAGGGAUAGAGAAGCGUGUGCCUCUCGUUGGAAUUAGACGCUUCUCGGAGCAUCGAUGAAACAGGGUAGAAAAUGUCAGAACCUGAGGAAAGUCUGGCAGCGCCGGAUAGCACUACAAGGGAACAACGGAUUGGCUUCUCCCAUGGAGAUGAUGUUCUUCAACAUAAAGAUGACAAAUUUUACCUUGGUACAGUUGUCGAGGUGGACUUGGCAAGGGAAAGAUGUCUUGUCAAUUUUAUGGACAACACAUCUUCCUGGUCCUCGUUUAAAGAGCUGACAAAGCUGGCUAUGCCAGAUUCGGAUGUUAUGUGUGUUCUUUGCAAAAAAUCUCAGCCUAAGACUGAUAAUGACAUUAUUGUUUGCGACAAGUGUGGUCGUGGCUAUCAUCAAAUGUGUCAUCAGCCUCAAAUACCAAAACAAGAAUCAGGUGCGGACACUCACUGGAUGUGUAAAAGAUGCACAGAUAGUCAACCGCGUACGCGUGAACCUUGCGAGCCAAAAACUUCUAUGGUUAAAGUAAAUAUCAGAAAAGUUUGCAGCGGUAGGGACCAACCUCAACCACCACCUGACGACAUGACAAAACUGCCAUAUGAUCCUGAUAUGUUAAGUUGGGAUGCGCAUCACAGAGUAAACGCCGAACAAAUUUACUGUUAUUGCGGACUUAACGGUGAAUGGUAUGCGCAGAUGUUACAAUGUGCUCGUUGUAAGCAAUGGUUUCAUGAAAAGUGCAUCAGAUGCUUAACUCACCCCUUGUUCAGCGGUGAUAGGUUUUAUGUAUUUGUUUGUUCAAUGUGCAAUCAUGGGAAGGAAUUUGUUCGGCGUUUGGAAAUGAAGUGGGUAGAUCUGGUGCACCUGAUGUUGUACAAUCUGACUGUUUAUAACGCUAAAAAGUAUUAUGAUUUGGACACUGUUAUUAUACCUUACGCAAAUGACAACUGGUAUACGUUACAACUUCCACCACGGAUUAGAGAUGUUAGUAUUGAAAUACGCAGGGAAUCGAUAUUGUCGAUAUUGACAAACAACAGAACAAGAUUCAAGUGUGGUAGAGAAAUAAAGAAACGCACUACAAUAUGGGGCCUCCGUGUCAGACUGCCACCACCCUGUCCAGUCGUAAAUCUUCCAGCAUCCGGCGAAAUAGACGAUUCCGUGUUACGUAGAUGCUGGUUGGGUGUUAACAAAAGACUGCAAUAUCUUUCCCCACAAAUAGGCCCUGUAAGUUUGCCAGAAAGUACAAAACAAUUGAUCGCAUUGAGGCAAAGCGUGGCCGAGAAUGUAGAAAUUCCUGUGAAUCCCUCAGAUUUAGUAAUGCGAGGUACAAUUUAUCAAAAUUCGGAAGCGGAACAAAGCUCAUGUCCGAGUCCAAGUCCACCCAGUCAAUCGACGCAGUCGUUAAGAGAAAGGUAUAGCGGCGGCGGUUUUGUAAAAAAAUCAUUCCCAUUUCCAAAGUUAAGUUUACAAAGAAGACGUCGUCUAAUGGCGUUAGGUAGUUCACGGGAAAGAAUGUUACGUAAACAUAAGAAAAGGGAGAAAGUAUGCGGAGACGGUACCAUGGGAAAAUCGCAAGGAGUUCGAGAAGCAAGAUAUAGAAAAGCGAGAAAAUUAUUGAAAAACGCCAUUGCCAAGAGUAAAUCACGAAGUUCAGAAGCAUCCGAUUUACCACCAACACCUCCGACUUCUGUUUCUGGACCGCCGACACCACCAGCCGCAACGUCAGGCAUGUCCGAGUUAUCUGUGCCUAGCUCUGUGGAUUUGAUGCAUCCUUUGCCACCUUCGACACCCGCGGAUACGAGCGGGGAUGAGACUAGCUCAAGAGGGACUCUCGAUUCGUUUAUUCCACCACCCAAAGAUUUUGAGGGAAAAAAUAAUCCAUUCAGUGAUUUGGUGGGUACGCCCUGUAGCCUUAAUCAAGGAAAUUCGAGUACGCCGUUACCUUACAAUCAGUGUCCCAUCACGUUGCCUCUACCGUUGACACCUGUGAUCUCGCAACCGCCAGUGGUACGUCCAGCCAAGAGGCAGUUAUCUGAGAAGGAUAUUAUUAUUGACAGAAACGGUCAAGUGAAGCGCAGAAGGCAACAUCGACGAGGACGUCCGUCCCAGCAGCAGUUACAGCAACAAUUUCAACAUACCGCCAGUAAGACGGCGGCUAUUUUGCCGGCUCGUAAUAAUGAAGUUAAAAGUGAAUUUGCCAGGAAUUUAAGAAGUUCAUAUAAUGGUGCCUCGAGCAGUGCGAGUAGUCAAAUUGGGAAUUGUGUGGAUUAUGCCUUAAAUGGUAGGAGAUUAAGACAGCGGCAGAAUAAUGAUAAAUUACCUCCUCCCGAUUCUCAACCGCAGAGAAAAAGCAGCAUGCCUUCAUCUCCAAAGUGUUCGCCUGUGAAGCAAAGUGCGCCCGACAUAUCUCUGGAUGAUCUAAAAUCAUCGGUGAAUAUUUACUUCGGUGCAGCUAAUAGAAUAGCUGCUGGUGAAAAGUUUAUCAUCAAAGCGAAGAGAAUAGGACCAAAUGGUCAGACACAAUACCUCAUCGAAUGGGAGGGAAUCAAUACUUAACGGUAAAUAAUAAUCCGCUUACUACGAAUAUAUUGCAAUCGUAUACAAAUUUUAAGUUGACAUCAAGUGUAUAAGAUGGAGAUCAGCUAUUGAAAUCUUGUAAUCAAUUCCCGAUGUUUUACAGCAAAAUGAUUGUGAUGAAUUGUUUUGCGUCACAUGCACUGCCACUUGUUACAUACAUUUCAUAAAAAUGUAUGUAUUUAUCGGCGUAUAAGAAUAUAUGAAUGUUCUUGUAAAUGUAUGUCGCGCGUUUUAUCGAAUUAUUAAUCUAAAACUUUUUAUUAUGAUUGACAAAUUUUAUUGCUGGAUGCAUCUAUUUUGAUGCGUUUUAUCUAUUUUUAUCUAUUCAUCUAUUGUAUAUUAUUCCAUAAAAAGCAUACGUUCCAUAUUAAUUAUAUACCUCAUCAUUUGCACAUCUAUUUUAACAAAGCAAGUACUAUUUUAGUAGGCAAAAAAAAUGCUCGUCUUAAAAAUAUUUACAAGAACAAUCAGAUGUAUUGCUUAUCAAUUGUAAAUAGUGUAGCAUAGUAGAUUUGCGGGGAGGGAUCGAUGAUGUUAAGCCGCGUGAAAAUGAGAUUCCGUGUGCUUUAUGUCUAUUUACAGAACGAUUGGCCAAUCAUUUCUGAAUAUCAGAGAUAAGACCAUGAAUUAUGACAUAAAAAGUGAAUUGUAACAGACAGUUGUUCCUCUCACUUAAACUAAUGUACUAGCGAGAAUGUUAGUGGCUAGUGGUAAAAGAGUAAAACAAAGCAGACGCGCGUAUAUUGCGAAGAUUAUUUUUCAAUACACUUGUGUAGAGAUAGUCUAUGGCUUCUGUAACUUCAUUGUCUUAGUUUACAUUUUACUUUUCAAAUAGAUGACAAUACGAUGCAAAUCAAAAUUUUUCAAGAAAUAAAUUUAUUUAUUACUAUAAUUAUUAUACGUUUAUAUUUAUUCAGUUUACAUAUGCGAAAAUAACAUUGAAUAAUGUGUUAAAAAAAAAAAAAAAUAGAAUUGUGCCAAUCAGUAGUAUUUUUCGUACAGAUCAGAUUCAAAACGAUGUACUUGAGACGAUGAAGGUGCAGACUUAGCAUUGCUCACUAUUAUACAAGACUAAAGAAGGCAAAACGGCACACCUUUUCCGUAUCAUUUAAAACUAAUUGCGAAUUGACGCACUCGGUGAAUAUGUAAGUAAAUUGGCCAAGUUAUCUGUGCAAGGAUAACAUCGUAAAUUUCGACUACUGAAAACUGUGUUAACAGGCAACUCACAAUACUGUGAGCUCAUUAUAUCAUGUAGUCGUGCACUGUAAGAAAUUAAUCUUUGUGCAUUAAAUCAUUAGAUGCUAAAUUGCAAUUGUACAUAAAUAGGUUUAUAUAUCUAAACGAUCGUGUAGCACACAAUUUAGACACAAUAAUCACAGUAAAAUGUAACAGUGUCACAAAUUCUCUUACAAUAAUUUUUGAUACAGAUUAUUUUAUACAACUUUGGAUAAUCCUACUGGGAUUAUUGUAUAAGAAACAUUUUUGUACCUCAGACUAUGCACAGAAUCUAUGGUCAUGACUUACUAAUCAGAAAAUAUCUAUAAACAACUCUUUAAGCGAUAUAAUCUAGACAUUGCAGUUGUAUAGCCACUAUUAGAAUUUCAAAUCAAAAGAGCUUAUUAGAAAAUUUAAAUAAGCAUUUGAUAUUCGUUUAUAAUAAUUUUAUUAUCGAGAUUCGCUCUCAUGAAUUUUGUUUUAUAUAUAUUUUGCAGAUACAUGUGUUCGUUUGACAUAUUAACGGGAAAUUAGCAUAAUGUGUGCGGACUCUUUAUCUUUUUUACGAAGAAUCUGUCCGGUAUAAAGUUUUAAUUACUAGCUGAUUUUUAUAUAUGAUCGUAAUUAUAUUUUAAAUUUUAAUGUUUUAGUACAAUUAAAUGAUUCUCAUCGAUUUUUUUAAGUUUACUGGAUAAAUAUAAUUAUUCUGGAAUAUAUAUUUCUCUUAGAUGCGUUUCCCGAUAUUAUAGUGACAAGUCCAUAAACAGCUCGCGUGCUUGAAUCAACAUUUUAAAAUGUAAGCAUUUUUCUUUCUUUUCUUUUGUGUAUCUGCUAUUUAUUUUAUACGCAAUGCAAUAGUACUUUUGCAUUUUGAUUUCUUGAAAGAGGCUUAAACAAUCCGCGGUCACUGUGGUAUGAAAUGAGAGAUCUUUUACGCGCGAAUUGUCUUUUUAUCACAUAACCGUAUAAGAUAUUGAACGAGCAUAAAUAAAAAAUUCGGGAAAUCUUCCUUUCGCCAAUUCUUUAGGCAAAUAAUUUUUGUAAAACUUAUACAAUAGCAAUAGUUUCGGCUACGACGAAUCAUGUUUCGUGUAAAAGUUCUUGCAUCGUUCGUAACAUGUUGCUUAUGAUAUUAUUUUAAGAAAUUUCUACUUUACACAAAUCAUACGUUCCUUACGUAGUUGAAGCAAUUUUAGGAACGUCUUUUUCAUACCACAGAACAUUCUAUAGAGUGGUAUGUAGGUAAUAUGAAGACAAAAGAAAUGGACACUGCCAAACGUCUAAGUUAUAUUUAAGAAAUGACGUCGAACAACGUUGCACGCUAUGAUAUAAUAAUUAAAUGACACAUUUUCAUUCGCGUUUAUAUGUAUCGUCGCUCACAUUAUCCUCCCAUAUACGCGAAUGCGAAUGAAUGGCUCGAGCGCGGGAUUUUCGUGACACGUUGCUCGAUGAAGUUUUGACAAACCGUGUACACGCGAUAUAAUUCUUACAAAAGUGUGAAGUGUAGUAUAAACUUGCGUUUUCCGCGUUCGAGAUGUAAGAGAUGCCGCGAGAGAGACGUAAAACCUUGAACAUUUAUCAAAUUGUCGAAAAAGUUGGAAAAAUGUAUAUAUUUAAUAGUUUUUUUUUGCUGCGUGAUACUCUUCUAAUUCUAUAAUGAUACUGGAGGGGAUGAAUCUAAAGUGUACAAAAUAUGAGAAAGACAAAAUAUUUUGCGAAGACAUAAUUUGUAUUCAAUACUCUAUUCAGUAAAUUGCAGUGAAUCAUAGAAGCUAACGCUAUUGCACUUCUUAUGACCGUGGCCUGAUAUUGGCUAAUACCUUGUUUCUCUUAUGCAUAUUGAUUAUAUCUAUCUCCAUGUUCUACUGAUACGGAUAUUCUUGAAGCGAUAAAAUAGCAAAAUGAUGAGGUACAAUGACAAUGCUAAACUUUAUUGAUAGCGGAAGUAAAAUAACUUAAAUAAUUUAAUUGACGAAGGAGACACCGAAGGCAAUCAAGACCUUUAUUAGUUACCUUAAUUAACGCUUUUAUUGAUAUUGCUAAACAAUAUUACUUGCUAAUACUUUUUCCCAUUUGGUGCCGCAGAUCUGCUACCUCCAGUAUCGUUGUAUGUGUGCGACUAAAGUUAUCUUAUAUUCGAGAUAAAUUUUUUUUUGUAUCAUGAGUUAACUUUGCCAUAUCACUCGUGUUUGAUAAUACAGAUUGAUAAAAUAUAUCGAAGAUUCUUUUCGGAAUUUUCAAUGGAUUAGUAUAGAUUAGGUAGAUAGCUAUAAAUUUUGAUAAAUUGUCCAUCUUUGAAUUUUAUAAAAUAAAAAUACAUACGCGGACAUAAUUAUACAUUUAUUAGAAUAAAAAAAGAGAAAAUAUAAUUAUGCAUUUAAAAAGAAAAAAAAAGAGAGAAUAUAUUUACCAAUCUGUAUUAUAUAGUCGCAAAUUAAUAUACCUGGGUUAAGAGAUUAAGAGUUCCGUAACACGCAAAAAUUACUUAAAAUUCUUAAAUUCUCCCACGUCAUCUUCUCUUAUUUAUGAUUUAUAAUAUUGAAGCGAUGUGAGGCACAGAGUUCCGGCGACGAUUCCGUUUAUUUUCUCGUAUUAUAUGCUUAAGUAGAAUAAAGGAGCAACAUCCGGCGAAUGAUGCGCAUUGCGCUAAAAGUGAUGCGUUAGGUUACAAGGCAAUCGAUCACACGUUGCAACAACGAGCGUCAUCUUCGCGAUAUCGCAGUAUUUUGUACCAGAGUUCACAUAUGAUUUCUACAAAUCCAAGGAUAACGAUCUUUUAUAAUCGUCGAGAACCAAUCGUCGGGUCUCCAUCAUCGAAAAGAAACUGUUGUAACGCCAUCAAGAUAAAACGGUGUGCGUAAAUUUUAAUCGUUUGCGAAUGAGACAGAAAAGAGAGGGAAAGCAAGAGAGAUUGUCUUAAUUAUCGCGGCAAAGUUUACAUUCGACUAUCAUGUCGAAUCCAGAAGAAACGCGUGCGCGGUGAGGGAGAUCGUGAAAGAAAGAGAGAGAGAGAGAGAGAGAGAGAGAGAGAGAGAGAAGACGAAAGUUAAUACUGCCAGUAUCAUAUGUAUAUAUAUGCAUAUACAUAUUAUGACUCCCCCGCAUCCUCCUCUCGCCCAUCCCCUUUUUUAACAUAUAUAGAUAUCCUACCAAUACAUCUUCAGAGUAACGCGAGCCGUAUACCGUUUGUAUGGCGAUUACAGUGUGCGAGCUCGAAUGGAAGUUCGGCAUCUCACUUCCAGAGCGUGUAUUGUCCGCGAUCAGUGUUCUGUAUGAGAUUUCAAUGAAACGUAGAAAUUCCGAUCUCUUGAUAUAUGUGUACACACAAGACGCACAGUGUUCUCCGCCGCGUCGAUUGUCAAGAAAUCUAUAAUGGCGAGCGUUUUAGGAGAAUUACUCUUCAUUCAUUAUAUUAUAUACACAAUCCGGAGAAAGAGAAAUGUUUAUACGAUGGUGAUAAUCAAUCCCUCUGAUUUGAUCCUCUAAUAUAUGGAGGCGGAGGUCUCGCGUUAAAGUGAAAAAUUUUUGAGAUGCUCCUCUCGCGAGAGAAAACGCUUUAGUCAAUACACAAAAUUAACAAACUGUUAUUUGUAAAUUUUUAGGAUAUUCACUCGUUGUUGAUAUAAAAUGUUUUCUGCGAUCAAUCGGGGACUAUUUGACAAGAUCAGGUUUUAAAGCGAGGAAAAAGAUGUGUCAAUCGCGUUCGGAAUUAAUUUUGAUUGUAAAAUGUAUUUUAGGUAAUUUUCAUAAAAUUAAGAAAAUGAAUUGGAUUUAAGUUAUCAAUUGUACGAUAUUAUUAAUGGAAUAACACAAAGGCCGAGUCAGUGUAUAUGCACGAUAUACAUCGAUUGAUUAGUGGUCGUUCUUCAUUUCCGCCGAUAUCUUGUAUGAUUCGAGUGCUGGUUGCCCGAAUACGUUGUCGUCAUUCGUUACUUAUUAAAAAAGAACGCUCAUUUAUCACGAUCAAAAGUAUUAUAUUUAGGAAAUCUAUUUCCAUUUAUCUCGAGAGGAUUACGCUUUCGAUUGGAAAAAAGAAUAUUGCUUGUGUAAAAUGGCAGGGGAAAAAAGAUUAUUAGUUUAAUAUAAGUAGCGUAUUACACGUUACCGCAAGUUUUCGUACCAGCAACGUGUUCGUGUAAUAAAUUUUAUCUUUAAGUAUAUAAAUAUACUUUCGACAAUAUUCUAUAAUGUAAGUCAUUUUUCACGGGAGUGUUCAUAAUUUUUCGUGUACGUGUGACGCGUUAGAAUGGAACGAUAACACAAUUGAUAGUCUUCGCAAAAUCUCUUCAUAUAUUAUUUGACAAAAAAAACCGCUCGCAAUCCAAAUUUUUGUAGCAAUUAUUCUUCUUAACAAUGAUUAAGACUCAACACGCGAUUGCAACUAGGCAGUAAAUUUCAGGAGUGCGGAGAUGAGCGAAAUUGAUCGCCGAGCCGAGAUCGAUUCUGUAAUCCUCGUGCGCAGAGAGGGAUGAUUGUAACACGCGCGAAAAUUUAGGCAAGAGUAUGCGUGCGUGUAUCGUGCGAAUGUGAAUUUAAUAUGUUUAUGCGUGUAUAUGUGUAUAUUUGUGUAUGCGCGAUAAAUUCUUAAAAUGAAAUACAAGAAGCGAAAUUAAUUUGUCAUCACAGAAGCGAAAGAGAGAGAGAGAGAGAGGGAAACAAAUGAGGAAUGAGAUAAAUGAUGUCUGUUUUGAUUAUCGGGAUUUGAUUAAGUGUAAAACUUCGCUGGAACAUCAUACUUGUAUGAUUUCGUGUUUUUUUUUUUUUUUUUUUUUUUUUUUAUUGCAUCAGGCGAAAACGCUCGUCUCUUCGCGAGAUCACGCACGAAAGAAUAAUCGUUUCGCCAAAAUUGAUGUGUGAUAGAAAACUUCAUUUAUACAUACAUACACAUAUAUAUAUAUAUAUAUAUAUAUAUAUAUAUAUAUAUAUAUAUAUAUAUAUAUAUAUAUCUCCGAAUACAGAUCUCCGAAUUUUUACGUUUCUCUGCGUACAUUUCCAUUUUUAACAUUAAUUCAAUAAUAGACUCUGUAUAUACAAUACAUCGCCUACGCUUGUACGAAUAUUUGCGUUCGUCGCUCUUGCCGACACCCUUUCGGUUCUUCCCUCCCAUCUUCGAGAAAUAGAUGCCAAUCGACAUAUCAUAUCGCUACUCCCGACUGCAUUGUACAUAUAUACAAUCAUCUCUGUGAAGAAGAAUCUCCUCCAAAAUAAACUGCCAGCCUGUUCGAAGAGUCAUUUUCAUAUGGGAGUCACUACGCUUAUGUUGAAUUUUCAGUGAGUAUAAAAGACACACUAUCAAAUUUUAGUUAUCUUGUUCCCUCAUGAUAAAACGUGCAUCGUCAUCUGUCUUGCGAUGUGUACAGUUAAUUAUUUCGGUACGCAUUUGUCAAGCUUUAUGUCAAGUUGGUUGAAGAAAACGGAAAGGGAACGGCCAGAGCACUUAUACUAUAUACAUAUGUGUAUACAAUAUCCCAGAACCAUCGCCGAUCGAUUAGUUCUUAUGGAUCCUUUUAAACAAUUCAAGACUAAUUAGUCCUUGAUGAAAAUGUUAGCGGCCGCGAUUUUUGCUUUUCAACUGUAAUCUCACAAAAAUUUAUAUAUUUAUAUACUUUAUAUAUAUAUUUACUUAUUUAUAUCUCAUAAAAAUCCAAUUUUAGCUACAGAAUAGAAUUAAAUUCGAAUUACAAUGUAUCAAAUUGGAAGAUGACAUAUCAAAUUUUUAACAAAAAUGAUCUAUAUGUUGUUUAUGGUUAAUUCUCAAAAUUAGUGAAAAAAAAAUUCAUAGGAGAACUAGACGAUGAUUUUGGAAUGUAUAUGCAUAUAUAUAUAUAUAUAUAUAUAUAUAUAUAUAUAAAAUUAAUUUUACUGAAUAUUAUUAUUUUAAAACGAUCCUGUCUUUUUUUCGAGCUGUCAUUGAUAGCGCGCUGCCAGUCGUUAUUGCGUUUAAAACUACAGAGCUCGCAUGUCAUUCGAUAACGUUGUCACACGACACGACGGCGCUUGUCUGUCGGAAAAUCAUUUAUUCGUUAUUGUUCAAUGCUUGCGUAAAGAGACUGAUUCAUGUAAAUUUCUUCGCAUUUUUUUUAUACUUUAUUCGUUUUCAUCAAUCCGAGUAAUCGCGGAGAUCCACGUGUAAGAAGAAAAAUUUAAAAAAAGGGGAAAGGAAAAAAUUAAAGCGAAAAGAAAGAAUGGUUGUCGAUUUCUCGAUGACCGAUGAUGACAAAAUCGCUGCUGUAAAGAGAGAAUAAUAAAUGAUACGUGUAGACUUAAUGAAA